Molecule: messenger RNA, 744 nt
Organism: Ordospora colligata OC4
Lineage: Eukaryota; Fungi; Microsporidia; Ordosporidae
Product: putative SAM dependent methyltransferase
Exons: 1
Coding region: 1-744 (247 amino acids)
Biological process (GO): rRNA (guanine-N7)-methylation
Cellular component (GO): nucleolus
Molecular function (GO): rRNA (guanine) methyltransferase activity
Source: RefSeq, a predicted model, not a curated record
AUGAGUAUUCCAGAGCUUGAGGGGCCAGCAGAGCAGUAUUAUGAUGAAGAGCAGUCUGCAAAGUACACGCAGAACAGUAGAAUAUGUCAUGUUCAAAGAGAGUUAGCAUUGAGAUGCGUUGAAUUGCUUGGUGUUGAGAAGGGAGGGCUUGUAUUGGAUGUUGGAUGUGGGUCUGGACUGAGUGGAGCGGUUCUUUCUGAGUGUGAAUAUCCUUGGGUUGGGAUUGAUAUUAGUGGAGACAUGUUAGAUCUGAGUGUGAGUUUGAAGGCUGGAGGAGAGGGAUAUGUUAGGAUGGACAUGGGAGAAGGGUUGCAUUUCCAGCCUGGGACGUUUGAUGGAGUGAUAAGUGUGAGUGCGAUUCAAUGGUUGUUUUACUCGUACUCGAGCAAUUCGAAUCCGACCCGACGGAUCCGAACGUUUUUUACAACGCUGUACUCGAUCUGCAAGUCUGAUGGGAGAUGUGUGCUUCAGUUUUACCUAAAGAAGCAGGAGCAGAUUGAGAUGCUUAGGAACGAGGCGGUGCGAGCAGGAUUUGAUGGAGGAAUACAGAUUGAUGGAGAAGGAACCAGGAAUGCGAAAAGUUUUCUGGUCCUUACCAUGAAAGGGAGGAAAAGGCGUGAUGAAAAGAAAAAGCGGGUUGGAAGGAUUGAUCUGAUCAUGAAGAAGAAGGAGCGGUUGAGAAAGAAGGGAAUAGAGGUGCCUAGGGAUAGCAAGUAUACUGGAAAGAGGAGAUCUAAGAGAUAG